AUGUUAUUUCUUUUUCUUUCAUUUUUUCUUUUUUCUUUCAUUCAUUCAAUCUUUUCUGUCAUUCAUUCUUUCAUUCCUUCAUUCAUUCUUCCUUUCUGUCUUUUAUUUUUUCAUUCAUUCUUUUAUUCACUCAUUCUUUCUUACAUCCUUUUUUUCGGUCUUUCGUUCUUUCUUUCAUUGAUUGAUUCAUUUUAUUUUUUUAAUCAUACUUUCAAUAUCAUAUGCUGCUUUUCUGAUUCAUUCAUUCUUCUUUCUAUAAAUCAUUCAUUAUUUUUUCAUUCUUUAAGUAAUUCUUUCAUCCAUCAAUUCAUUUUUCUUUCAUUCAAUUAUUCAUUCAUUAUUUCUGUCUUUCUGCCAUUUUUUUCUUUCAUUCACUUUUCUUUUUUCAUUCACUUAUUCAAUCUUUCAUUCAUUCAUUCAUUCUUUAUUUCAUUUUUUCAUUCAUUCCUUCUUUCUUUAAUUCAUUUAUUCAUUCUUUCAUUCAUUCUUUCUUUCAUACAUUGUUUCUUCUUUUAUUUACUCAUUCAUUCUUUCAUUCAUUCAUUCUUUCUUGUUUACUUUCAAUCAUUACUUCUUCCUUUAAUUCAUUCAUUCAUUCUUUCAUUCAUACUUUCUUUCAUUCAUUAUUUCUGUCUUUCUGCCAUUCUUUUCUUUUAUUCUUUCAUUCAUUCUUUCUUUCAUUCAUUCUUUCUAUUUUCAUUCACUUAUUCAAUGUUUCAUUCAUUCAUUCAUUUUUUCAUUCAUUCUUUCUUUAAUUCUUUCUUUCAUUCAUUCUUUCUUUCAUUCAUUCUUUCUUCUUUCAUUCACUUAUUCAAUCUUUCAUUAAUUCAUUCAUUCUUUAUUUUAUUCUUUCUUUCAUUCAUUCCUUCUUUCUUUAAUUUAUUUAUUCAUUCUUUCAUUCAUUCUUUCAUUCAUUCUUUCAUUCAUAUAUUUUUCUUCUUUCAUUUACUCAUUGAUUCAUUCAUUCUUUCUGGCUUGCUUUCAAUCAUUCCCUUUUUUUUUAGUUCAUUCAUUCUUUCUUUCAUUCUUUCUUUCAUUCAUUCUUUCUUUCAUUCCUUCUUUCUUUCAUUCUUUCUUUCAUUCAUACCUUCUUUCAUUCAUUCUCUUUUUUUUGAUCUAUCUAUCUAUCUAUCUAUCUAUCUAUCUAUCUAUCUAUCUCGGGCGAUCUCAAAAAUGCCAUUAUAUCACACUCUCUCCCUUUCUCUCUCUCUCUUUCUCUCUCUCUCUCGUUCUCUCUCUCUCUCUCUUUCUCUCUCUCUCUCUUACAUCUACACCCCCUCUCCAUAUGUAAGAAUCUUCCAACGUGCCACCAUGUACCUAUCUCCACACAACCCCGUUUCACUUCGCAAGACGCUUUGUCUUUCGGAAAUGACGUCCGCCUAA
Messenger RNA from Acanthosepion pharaonis, 1383 nucleotides. Lineage: Eukaryota; Metazoa; Mollusca; Cephalopoda; Sepiida; Sepiidae. The record is from the annotation of a GenBank genome assembly.